Magnusiomyces paraingens is the source of this 3504-nucleotide messenger RNA. RefSeq lists its product as uncharacterized. The coding region runs from base 1 to 3504 and encodes 1167 amino acids. Gene Ontology annotation, molecular function: ATP-dependent DNA damage sensor activity; mismatched DNA binding; ATP binding. The record is from RefSeq and is a predicted model, not a curated record. The transcript has 2 exons. Gene Ontology annotation, biological process: mitotic recombination; mismatch repair. Lineage: Eukaryota; Fungi; Ascomycota; Dipodascomycetes; Dipodascales; Dipodascaceae. Gene Ontology annotation, cellular component: nucleus.
AUGGCAUCUUCACCAUACUUCUCUGGUGAUAACAGAACCAGAAAACCCUUUGCUAAAAAGAAAAAAAGUGCUCAGCAGACUUUAGUUUCCGCCUUUUUCUCAAAAAAGAAAGAUGCACCACCACCUAUAAAAUCUAGAUCUACUUCUUCUGAGGCCACUGAGCCUACUUUAAAAGAAACCUCAGAAACUUCCACUACCACAACCAAAACCACAACCACAACCACCAUAGAACAACAAUCCACAAAUGGAUCUAAAAGACCUCGCAAACAAUCCAAUGAGGCUGAGAUUUCUAAGAAAAUGCGAACUGAAUCCCCCAAUUCAAAAGAAACCUCUCCUCAACUCCCAAAAGAACCUUUGGAAAAUAAACCUCAUGCUCCUAAACAAUUAUCAAAACCAACAAGGCAAACACUUGAAUUGAUUUCUUCUCAACGACAAGAAAAGUUUGCAUAUAAGACCCCAAGAUCGACCCUUGGCCAACCUCAAAACCAACAACAAGAACAAGAACAAGAACAUGAAUCAGAAGAACAAAUUGCAUUCAAAAAGGCACGCCAUGAUAUGUUCUACGCCAAGCUCCACAAACCAGGAGCAAUUGAGGUCAUCAAACGCAAAGGAGCAGUAGAAACUACUACUCAACAAGAUAACGAAGUUGCUGAGGAUGCAGAUCUUGAUGAUACUUUGGACAUUGACAACAGCCACAAGGACUAUCUAAGCAAAUUUGCAAAUAAAUCUACCAAUAAAAAGUCUACAACCAAAAAAAAACUCACCCCUAUGAACCAACAAUAUGUCGAUUUAAAAAGUCAGCACAAAGAUAUUAUUCUUUUUAUUGAAAUUGGAUACAAAUACUAUCUUUUUGGUGAAGACGCCCAAAUCGCAUCUAAAGAACUUAAAAUCUUUUUCAAGGCUGGUAAGCUCACCCUUGACGAAAAUGAUCCUCAAGACGCCAAAUACCCCACUUAUGCUUACACUACCAUUCUUUCAACUACCAUUGAAAGAAAUAUCAAGCGCCUUGUUGACAAGGGAUACAAGGUGGGAAUUGUAAAACAAAUCGAGACCGCCGCCCAAAAGGCCUACGGCAAAAAUAAAAGUGCACCCUUUGAGCGUAAACUUACUCAAGUUUACACAAAAAGUACAAUGGUUGAUUUCUUUGACAUGUCAAAACCUUCAGCACCAUCAGAAGAUGGGAAAACUGGCUAUCUCAUGGCCAUCACUGAAGCUCCAAAUCCUCCAGACUCUCAUUCAGAUAAUCAGCAUAUUGGCAUUGUAGCUGUACAAGCAUUAACUGGUGAAAUCAUUUACGACGAUUUCAUCGAUAGUUCUGUCAUGCACUCUGAACUGGAAACCAGAUUACUGCAUCUCCAACCAUCAGAAAUUCUUGUUGUUGGUGAAGUAAACAAAACCACAAAAAAACUUUUAAAACAAUUGGCUGUCUCCAAAUCACUUAGUUUUGAACCCCGAAUUGAAACUGUUAAACAACUGGAUAUUAACUCUUCUGACGAUUAUAUUAACGGCUUUUAUAAUAAAAAAGCUAUAGAAUGCAAUGACGACAAGGUCGACGACCUUCUUGGCCAGAAACUAGAUUUAGUCGAUACGUUCCCUGGUCUUGUACGCAUUUGUCUUGCAGCCCUCAUGUCAUACCUUAAAGAUUUUGGUCUUGAUGUCGUUUUUGAUCUUACUCACAACUUUUCUCCCUUUAAUACUAAAACUCACAUGCAUCUCAACGGAAAUACAAUUACAAGUCUGGAGCUCUUUCAAAAUCAGACAAACUUUAAAGUCCAAGGUUCUCUAUUCCAUCUUCUCGACUAUACCCGUACCCCAUUUGGGAAACGCAAGCUCAAACAAUGGAUUUCCAAACCACUCAUUGAUCGGAAAAUGAUUGAAAACAGAAUUGAAGCUGUUAAUGAACUUCGAAACCAAAAUUCUGCUGGAGUUGGCAUCAUUAUUAGUUCUCUAAACUCUUUAUGUGACUUGGAACGCUGCUUAAUUAAUAUUUAUUACAAGAGAGUCUCCCCUAGAAACUUAUAUUAUUUCUUGAACAACUUGCGACGCGUAUCGGAUGUUUUUAAAACGAACCCUGAUUCUUUUGACCUCACAUCUGAAUACCUUAAAAACAUUUUUACUACACUACCUUUGGCUUAUGACAUUGUAACAGAAUUUCUGGCUGAAAUUGACAGUGACAAUGCUACAAAAGACCAGAAAACAGACUUCUUUAUAGAAAAUAAACCAAUCUAUGAAGAUGUAUCUGAAAAGAGAGUCGAACUCAUUAUGGUUAAAGAACGCAUUGCCCAAUAUCUUGAGGACGAAAAGAAAAAACUUAAAAUCAAAAGCUUGAAGUAUAUUGCAGUUGCAGGUACGCCAUAUUAUCUUAAUGUUGCCCGCUCUGAAGCUUCAAAAGUCCCAGAAAAUUGGCAAAAGUACAGUCAAACUUCAGCGGCUGGCCGCUACCGUUCUCCAGAACUUAAUGAUAUGGUCCAAGAAUUCAAUUUCCUAAAUGAUACCAUCAAAAUGAUGUCCAGAACCCUUUUUGACCAAUUUCUUGACCGCAUUAAUGUCCACUAUUCUACCUUUCGAAAUGUCAUUCAUGCAAUUGGAGAUUUGGAUUGCUACGUUUCUUUGUUAUCAAUUGCCACCUUGCCACAUUUUGUGCGCCCAAAAUUUGUCGACUAUGCAUGUUGUAAUAUUAACCAAGGCCGUCACCCAAUGGUGGAGUAUUCUGCAUUAAACAAUGAUAAGUACACCUACGUGGCAAAUAAUACCAAAAUGACAUACGACCAUGACCGUGCCGUCAUCAUCACAGGCCCCAACAUGGGUGGUAAAAGUUCGUACGUACGCCAAGUCGCACUUAUUUGCAUCAUGGCUCAGAUUGGUUGCUACGUGCCAGCCGACAGUGCUAAACUUGGAAUUGUAGAUGCGGUGUUCACUCGAAUGGGUGCUUAUGAUAACAUGCAAGCUGGUGAGUCUACAUUCCAAGUCGAGCUUAAGGAAUGCUCAGACAUUUUGGCAUCUGCCACCAACCGCUCGCUUGUACUUCUUGACGAAAUUGGCCGUGGAACAGGAACAAUGGAUGGCGUUGCCAUUGCUCAUGCGGUUCUUGAAUACUUUAUUAAUACUGUUAAGUGCUUGACUCUUUUUGUCACACAUUACCCUUCGCUAGCCGAGCUUGAGGAAAGGUAUACCGGUGUUAGUAAUUAUCAUAUGGGCUUUUUGGAGGAACCAAAUCCAAAUGUACCUGGAGAAUCUAAAAUCAUUUUCUUAUAUACUCUUGUUAGAGGUGUGGCUCACAACUCAUAUGGUCUUAAUGUCGCACGUCUAGCAGAAAUCCCCGAGUCUAUAAUUGCUUCUGCAAAAAAGAUGGCAGAUCAUCUUAAAGAAGAAGUCACUCUACGUCAGGACUUGUGUUUAUCUACAGAUAUGGCACGGUUUAUUUGUGAAUGUAAAGAUACUCAAAAACAAAAGUUUUCCGAUGACGACUGGAAAGUUGUUUAUAGGUUGUUUUCUAAUGUUUAA